Messenger RNA from Sparassis crispa, 657 nucleotides. RefSeq lists its product as hypothetical. The record is from RefSeq and is a predicted model, not a curated record. The transcript is spliced from 2 exons. Bases 1 to 657 code for a protein of 218 amino acids. NCBI's taxonomy places the organism in Eukaryota, Fungi, Basidiomycota, Agaricomycetes, Polyporales, Sparassidaceae.
AUGAGUCGCAUCUCCCUCACGUACUCCAUGAUUAUCGCGUUCUCCAAGUUCAUCGCGUUCAUUCGGCAGACGUCCCCCUUCGUGCUCGCUUGCGCGUCUAACCCGCAGGGGUGCUCGACCUCGAAAAUGGAGGAGCUCGCAAGUACGGCGCAGGGGCUUCAGUUCACCUUGCGUAGUGUUGGUGCGCUAGGUCCGUACUCAUACAACGCCAUCGCGGACUGGAUGGGGCGCAUGACAACCCUCCGCGUCCUCCCGCUCGCUGGCUUCGCGCUGCAAACCUCGACAAGUCAGUGGGGUUCGCAGAUCACGGAGUUUACGACGGUCCUUGCAUCAGCGCUUGUGGAACGCUUCUCGAGACUCGCGUGUGUCGCCAUCGGCGUCGUGCUGUACAUGGACGCGAGCCUGACGUGGUAUCGAGUCUGUGAGCACCCGAAGGGUGAGGUCCCUCUACUCGAUGUGCUGUCCGACGCCGAGGGCGAGGCGGAGACCGCCCUGAUGCAAGCUUUGGGUCGCGCGGCCGGAGCUCCGGUGUUUGGGGCGAUAAAGCUGCAGGACCUAUAUGAGUUUCAUUUAUGCUGUGAAGCUGGUGAACGCGGACUGCAUUGUAUGAAAUUGUUCCUUUUAUCAAAUCGUAUAUUAUGGUAUUGCUCCGUCUAG